AGAACCCAAGUAUGUUGGUCAAUACAGAGUCACAGACUCUGAUUCUCUUGAAGCAGCUAUAGAUGCAUCAGCAAGAAUAUGCAAUAUGAUAGAGACAAAGUUGUCUCCUGGACCAUCCUUAACUCAUGUCCGUAGACAUGGUAGCAAUAGAAAUCAUGUUGGUGUCCCUGUUGCUACAGGAAAUUUUGUUGCAGCUAAGAGAAGAGGAGUUGUGGAUGGAAUUGAUCAUGGAGCAACAGGUGAAGUAAAAAAGAUAGAUGUGAUCAAAAUCCUUAAGGAACUUGAUAAAGGGCAGAUAGUGAUGUUAAACAAUUUUGGAUAUUCCACUUCUAGUGAAGCUUUGAACUGCAAUUCUUAUGAAAUUGCGACAGCUUGUGCCAUAGCUCUUGGAGCAGAAAAACUUAUUUGCAUAAUAGAUGGACCAAUAGUUGAUGAAUGUGGACACCUUAUUCGUUUUCUAAGCCUUGAUGAAGCCGACAGUUUGAUACUCAAACGUGCAAAUCAAAUCGAGAUAGCUUUCAAGAAUGGUGUUGGUUUCAAUAAUGGAAACGGAUUCUGGUGUUCUUCCUCCAAGGAACAUGGUUUUGAAAUUGGAUUAGCUGCUGCAGCUUAUGUUUGUAGAGGAGGUGUGAAUCGAGUUCAUUUAUUAGAUGGUACUAUUAGUGGAGUCUUAUUGUUGGAACUUCUUCAAAGGGAUGGAGCAGGGACCAUGGUUGCUAGUGAUCUUUAUGAAGGAACAAGGGUAGCUAGAGUGUCGGAUAUUGAUGGGAUAAAGCAAAUUAUACAACCUUUAGAAGAGUCUGAUGAACUAGUGAGGAAGAGUGAAGAACAGAUGGUUAAAGAAGUGGAAUCAUUUAUAGUAGUUGAAAGGGAAGGGCAAGUAAUAGCUUGUGCUGCUCUAUUUCCAUUCUUCAAAGACAAGUGUGGAGAGUUAACAGCUAUUGCAGUUUCACCUCAAUGUCGUGGGCAAGGGCAGGGGGAUAAAUUAAUCGAUUAUAUUGAGAAGAAGGCGUCGUCGCUUGGGUUGGAAAUGAUUUUCCUAUUAACAACGAGAGGGACGGAUUGGUAAGGCAAUUUUUUCAUUAGAAAAUUGAACUAAUGAAUGAUGUGAGUUUAUGUUAAUAAUAGGUUUGUAAGACGCGGUUUCUCAGAGUGUUUACCCGAGAGUAAGAGGA
This is a messenger RNA of Impatiens glandulifera, 1175 nucleotides long. RefSeq names its product probable amino-acid acetyltransferase NAGS2, chloroplastic. Gene Ontology annotation, molecular function: L-glutamate N-acetyltransferase activity, acting on acetyl-CoA as donor. Bases 86 to 1069 code for a protein of 327 amino acids. Gene Ontology annotation, cellular component: cytoplasm. Gene Ontology annotation, biological process: L-arginine biosynthetic process. The transcript has 7 exons. The record is from RefSeq and is a predicted model, not a curated record. Lineage: Eukaryota; Viridiplantae; Streptophyta; Magnoliopsida; Ericales; Balsaminaceae.